Anastrepha ludens (Mexican fruit fly) is the source of this 2609-nucleotide messenger RNA. RefSeq lists its product as uncharacterized. The record is from RefSeq and is a predicted model, not a curated record. Bases 468 to 2054 code for a protein of 528 amino acids. Gene Ontology annotation, biological process: anatomical structure development. Gene Ontology annotation, cellular component: extracellular region; cell surface. The transcript has 6 exons. Gene Ontology annotation, molecular function: calcium ion binding; signaling receptor binding. NCBI's taxonomy places the organism in Eukaryota, Metazoa, Arthropoda, Insecta, Diptera, Tephritidae.
CGAUCGAAUAUAAAGAUCAGUCGACUCGCGACACAGCGACCAAACGGACGUAAAAUUAAAAUUCUAAGACCGCAACGAACAGCAACGUUUGACAAGCGCACGCGAUAUUGUUGAUCGGGCGGUGUGCCAUAGCUGCUGCUUCUUAUAAAUCUUGAUCUUUAUUUUUCCGAUAGUGCUGAUGAACAAUCGGUUAGAAUCGAAAAAAGAUUUUGUGAUUUGCGGUAAUUAAAUUUAUAUUACGAGUUAUAAAAAAUAAUCGCGAUUGUGAAGCCUAUGAACGUACGUACAUAUGAGAACCAAAACGAUUUUAACUUCGAUGUCUGGUUAAAGUACAUGCACUUACAAUUGUGUGCCCCUAGGCAAAAGCAACUACGGGUCCAGAACUUUCAUCGCUAUAUUAUUGAUAUUUCAUUGAAAUAUAAAUUAAAGCAACAUCAAAUAUUCAUCGAAGAGAGAAUUCAGACAAAAUGACUCAGAUUGUGAAUUGGGCAUCCAUAGCAGCAAUACUCAUCAUAUCCUACACUAUUCAAAUUCAUGCUAAAGUAAGCACAGAACAGGCACAUCUAUCGGCUAUGCAGAGACACCGAAAUCUCCACGCUCAUCAUCAUGAUCGUCACAAAUCUCAAUUUGCGGCUGAGCUGCAUCAUAAAUUGCAGCAAACGCCACAAUUACAACAUCGACAGCCUCGGCUUGGCACAUUUAACUCGUCUAGUACGGAUUCUGAAGUCCUAACAAUGCACAAUAGAACUCCACCGAGCUUAGCCAUGCAACCUAUGCAGCAGCGAUCUACGCGCCUACGUCGUUUAAGUGCUCGAGACUAUUACAAUAACAAUGUCAUGCAACGUCGCCUUCAUAACCAUCGCGGCAACUCUGAGUGGAACUAUCACACCUACAAUGUGCAUAGCAACACAUACGAGUCACCGACCGGUGCAUCUGGUCCAGGAGCUGUGAAAAUAGGAUCUAGCGGAAAAGGAGACGACAAUACUGACGAUGUGGAGUUCAUUAGUCAAACAGGAACAGGGGUAGUCAGCCCGGAUUGGAAAUAUAAUCGGCGUGAAAUAGGAUACAUGCCACCACAUACAACCGUCGCCCCACCGACACAUCCCCCUCCCCCAUUAGUGCCGGCCAGACGUGGCUAUGUUACAGCGGCGCCGCCCAGCUUGAACUCCGACCUACCAGGCACUACAGAUGAACCAAAAGCGACGAACAUCGAUGCAAAAGAAAUGGAAAAGCGACAUAUCUGCGUACAGCAACGCACCAUUACCAUGCCCGUGAAGACCACUGAAGUGUAUGCUAGGCCGAUUUGGAAACACGUAAAUACGCCAUGCAGCGCCGUCCAAGUGCAGACACAACAUCCAAACCAGAUGUGCACAAGAGUACAGCUGGUCCAUGAGCAGACUUUUCGCGAUGUCAUUCGUCACAAAGCCGCGCAACAGGUCACGUACGACUGCUGCAACGGUUGGGAGCGUGAAGGGCCACACUCAGACGCAUGCUUAAAACCGGUUUGCACUAAGCCUUGUCAAAAUAGUGGCACCUGCAGCGCACCUGAUGUUUGUAGUUGCCCUGUGGGGUUCACAGGACAGUUUUGCGAGCACGAUAUUAAUGAAUGCAAGGAAGAAAAACCCUGCGACCAGACCUGUAUCAACACAGUUGGCUCAUACUUUUGCAAAUGCCGCGAAGGUUUCAUUCUACAACCGGACCAACAAAGCUGCAAGAAAAAUGCCUUGCAAGAUGAUGAUGCCUUCGAAGCGCGUGAUUUGGAAAACGAAAUUGAAUCAAGUGAUAAUGAAGACAUAACUGCACGUCUUCAAAAAAUUGAGCGCUCACUAGCGAAUGAGCGGGUGCACACGAACGAAUUGCAAAAAUCUUUAACAGCGACUUACAACGUCGUGGAUACUCUGAAGAGUCGUUUAAAUACAAUUGAAAAGCAGCAGCAGGACUUAAACCGAUUACAGUCUAAUUUAUAUGCGACAGAGUCCCGCACUAACAAACUUGAAGGCAUGUUGAAUCUGUUAAUGAAGUGUCGAAAUGGACCGAACGCCUACUGUCCGUAAGAAAUACAUAGAUCCAUGUAUAAAUAUAUGUACAAUGAACUCAAGUGAAACAGAACUGUAUUUAUAAUUAAGCUAGCUGUAGCGUCUUUUAAGGCUACUCCCGUAUGAAAAUUAUCAAAUGGCUGUAGAUAAACGUAAAAAAGUCAUAUAAAGGUGCAAUUCGACCUUGUCUAUCGCCCAUUUUCAUCGAACUAGGACUUUAUUUAUCACAAUUUUCCCAUACUUUCUUGCCGAAGCUCUCAGUUGAGCAUAUACGAAUAAUGUCAUGCCAUUUUACAUACAUACAUAAGCAUAGUAUUUAGUUUGUAUAAACGCACAAUUCUCCAUAGGUUACAGUUUUUUUAGUUUCGUCGCCGAAAUAUAUGGGGAAAAGUAAAAAAACACCGUAGAAUAAAAAGUGGUAUUAACAUGCAGAAAUAUUUUAUUGCUGCUUAAUUUUUAACGCAUUUCAAAUAUUUACAUUAUAGACAUGUUUUAGAUGUAAUAUAAUAUAAUUGUAAAUAAAAAAAUUUAACUAUGUAUGACUUUAAUAAAUAAGCAAAAUUACUUCACAUA